AUGACAAGCAUGUUUUCGUCAAAUCGUCAGACUACAAGACUGACUUGUGGGUUCAAAGUGAACACUAGCUCUCCCGAAUGGCACAAGAGCAUGACGAAAAUUCUUAAGAAAAUCAAAGGAGGAAACUUUUGGAUAGACGUGGACGAAGGAAUGGCUUACGUAACGGGUCAAGGCGACCCAAACAAGCUAUUGAAAUUGAUGGCUUCAAGGAAAGGUAAAGACGCUGAAAUGGCGUUUGUGAAAACCGGAACACAUCAUCAUCAUGAUCAUUCCCAUUUUGGCAACAGUUAUCAAAACUCUUACUUUGGCCAAUCAACGCCUUAUUGGCCUGGAGAUAUGAAUAUGAGCAGCUACCACCCGUCAUCGUCUCACAGUUACUACCCUUCGGCACCGCCGACUAUGCAACCUUACCAACAACAAUAUCCUUAUUCGGGUGGAUAUGGUUACGGCUAUUAUUAGGGCUUUAUGUAGUUCUAUUUUAUAUAACUAUGUAUGUCGAGAUCAAGCAAAACCCUUCUUUUUAAUCAAGGGUUUUCUGCUUGUAUCCGUUUUUCUUUUCUUUUUUUUUUUGCUUUAUUGGAUGAAAGUUCUCUCUGCGAUUUAUUAGUAUUAGCAGAAGAGGAUCGAGGAGAAUUAAUUUCUCUGUUUUUGUUUUUUGGUGAUUUUUUAUGUAUCCGAUGAUUAUCACUUGGAAGUUUAAAUGGAUGUUUGAAGUUUGCAUUUACAAGUUUGCAUAGUUUUCCUUAAAGGUAUAAUAUGGAUAUCAAUUAUAUAUACUAUAAAGUCUAUAAUUAAGACCAUAAAAUGUCAAAAACAAAUCCAUCUUGAUUCUCUUAACGGGAAAGCUUCAAUGGGGUUUUUAUUCACUUGAGCUUUAACUGCUGACCAUUAAAAUAUGAAUAUGAAUGAGUAGGAAAUGAAUGAAUAGGAACAAAAUAAAAAGAAUGAAAAUGGAUAUUUAUUCCUUUUGUUUCAUAUCAAUUAUAAAAAGGAAUGUUUUUCUUUUAUCUAUACUAUAAAAUUUAAGGAAUGACAAGAAAUCAACCGCAGCGAAAAUUUUUCAUAAAUGAUGUAA
Brassica napus (rape) is the source of this 1075-nucleotide messenger RNA. RefSeq lists its product as uncharacterized. Lineage: Eukaryota; Viridiplantae; Streptophyta; Magnoliopsida; Brassicales; Brassicaceae. The record is from RefSeq and is a predicted model, not a curated record. The transcript is spliced from 3 exons. The coding region runs from base 1 to 459 and encodes 152 amino acids.